AUGCGCCGCAACAGAGUGUUGCCCAGCUGCUGUGUUGCUGUGCUGCUGAUCGUGGCUGUUUGUGCGGAAGUGGCCAUCGCUGCUCACGGGCAUGGUAGCGUGGAAACGCUGCUAGCACACGACAUUACUGCAAACAUCGAAGCUCCAAGGGAUGAUUUCAAUAACGAUUUGGCUCGCAACUUUCACUCGCCACGGUUGGAAUACAACGAAUGGUUGCCGGUAGGGCGAGGUGAUCCUCUCAAGAACGAUCCAACGUACGACUACAGUCCACCGGUGCUGGACCGUGUACGCUACUGGUCCGAUGGCGCUAAGGACAAAACAUCCGGCAAUGACAUCCUGCUGCUGGGCGUUCCCUCAAAGAAAACCAUCGGCGUCAACAAGGAAUGGAACAGUGUCCCUGUGCGACGCAAUUACUACACACCAGGACAUCAACACCAUGCGGUGGCAAGUCCGAAUCAGCUACCUCACACUGUGCUUAUGCCGCCUCCAUUAAACAACUUCCUUGGUGGAGCAGAAAGUGUAGGCUUCUGGGGAAGGACAACAUCCGCCUCCCAGCAACGGGUAGACACACCACCGGGAGAUGGGUUUAAGUAUCGUCCUGCUGCCUCGUAUCCAGGGCAAUUCACAGGUGGCAAGCUUCCGGAACCAUCCAUUACUCAGCCCAUUACGGCACAAUUCCUUCACCACCAUCAGCCCCAGCUGCAAAGUGGCAGUGGGUUUAACCGUCAGCAACAACCACCGUAUGUCACCACCAUUCGCCUUACGACACCAGCUGGUGAUACUGUGAAGCGUCCGCUGCUGAAGACAAUUCUUCAAAAUGAACAUUCCUAUCCGUUCACUAAAACCGCCAUGACUAGCACGGUGACCGAGUACACUUCCGGUGGCUUCUAUGACGCACAAAAUAUCAACGCCAUGGCACAGACGAUCUUCCAUCCGCCACAAACUACAGAAUACCUUCAACCUCAACCACCGCAACAACAGUCGACUAAAACGGCUCCAAAGUUAAACAAAGUUAUACACACCCAGCACUUCACAUCGGCCGGUCCCUUCGUGACGCCUGUUAGUACACACCUGCCCGCCAUGACGAUGUCUACCACAACGACGACCACCACUCGAAGCCCGAUGUCUUCCAGCACAAUGAGCCCGAUGAUAACGACCCAGCCAACUCCACUGGCCAUGACCACCGAUUCGAUCUUCUCUCACUACAAGCAACCGGCCACACCGGAACGUUGGUCACCGUACCUAAUCAUCGAGGGUCACUCAAAGGUGAAAACGUACGGUUUAAACACAAACGAUACGCUUAUGCAGCUGCCCCGGAUGGUCCCGGUAACCAGCACGAAAGAUCCGAUAGUACGGCAUGUUGUGAAUCGUGAUCCGGAUACCGGAGCGGAGCUAAGUGUAUCGCACAUCGCCACAAAACGUCCUCCCGUGUACGAAGUACACACCGAAGCUGGUCCUCGACCUGUAAAAAUACAAAGCGAUUCCGUUAAGCAACAGCGGCAAGAUGAGUCAGCCGUUGACACACUGCUCACCCUACUCGAUGAAGCAUCCUUCGAUGAAAUGCUGAAGCAGGAAGGAACGGUUGAGAACGCACUCGACGGAUCGACGGCCACUUCCGGCAGUAAGGAUAGUAAAACGCGUCGGAAUGUACGCGUCACCAGACAGAUUUACCGACUCGAGCGGCCAUAG
Molecule: messenger RNA, 1689 nt
Organism: Anopheles maculipalpis
Lineage: Eukaryota; Metazoa; Arthropoda; Insecta; Diptera; Culicidae
Product: mucin-5AC
Exons: 3
Coding region: 1-1689 (562 amino acids)
Source: RefSeq, a predicted model, not a curated record